AUGCUUGCCCUGAUAGACACCGGGGCGGCUAUCACCAUAAUCAACAAGGAAAUGGCACCUUUACUGGGGAUCUUCCAUUUGCUACCUCCUCAAAUACCGUGCGCACUCGGUAUGGCGGGCGUCCCAGUCAAAUUACUGGGAAGCCAAAGACUGGAAUUCGAAAUUGGUUCUUUUGUCACGACCCAUCUAACGUAUUUUACAGAGGGGGCAGCUAUUUCAAAGUUAGCGGGAGCCUACAACAUAAUCCUCGGUAACGAUUUACUCAGUACCCUACCACGAUGGUACAUUGACUACCAAAAACAUACUUUCCAUUGCGGUAACUUUAUGAUAAGGAUUUUCACAUCCGGAGGCUUAAGCAAUCAAGGGGAGCAGAAAGCGAUUGUCCGCGCAGCAUCAACAACUGUAGUACACCCUGCAUCCGAAACAUUUGUACCUUGCGUCAUCUUUGGUAGGGCAUCCUCUUACAUGCUCAUCAGCCAGAACCUACCAUUAGUGAACAAUACCUUACUGAUAUCACCCGCGGUAGUUUCGGCACCCACUUGCCGGGUGCUCGUCACCAAUCCUACCAACAACCCGCACGUCAUACAUAAAAAUCAGGCGGUAGCGUCCGCUAUCGAAGUCGCAGAAGGCAGCGUGGUAAAUAGUGGGAUAACGCCCACACUAUGCUGUAAUUCCGCCACUGAAAUGAAUAAUACGCACAUGUCACCCUCUACGGAACACGCAAAUGGAGAAAUACCUCGAUUACAAGUCGACCUCUCCGUGGUCGCCGCCGAAGAUGCGGAAAAACAGACACUCCUCGAUCUCUUCCAUGAAUAUAGCGAUAGGUUCUCGUUUUCCUCGUACGAUCUGGGAUCCUAUCACGCCUCACAGAUUCGCACCUACCCCCUCGACGUCACCUCAACAGCCACCCGUCGGCCCAGACAUACAAGCCACGAUUCUUGCGAUAUUACAGGUAAGCAAUCACUUCCGCCACGUAGUGGCACUCCACCGACAAUAUCGUCCCCACAGCAAUCAGUGGAUCUUCCCUCGACCUCACGAGCUCAACCCACCCCACCUAACCCUCUACCAUCCAGACAUGCUCCACAGGGCCAACAGCGUUUCAAUCGACCACAACAGGUAAACGAAUACAGUAGAAAACGUCGUUAUCCGUCAUCACGUAGACAAGAACCAUUUAAGCGCCCUGCUAGAGGGCCUGCGCAAGCCGAAUGGCUACAACGACGAACCCCAGAUGACUAUUGGCACUAUCUAAUGGACAUGCACCCAUGGGCACGCCACGUCAAACCACGGCCACUUCGUCGCGAAGACCUCACCGAAGCUCAGAUCUCCAAUGUCCUGCCGGAGGACACAUACAGACAGGUUCCUCACCUUGGCUACAUGUCAUCAUCUUUUGUACGUUCGUUGUUCCCUCGAGUUCCACCAGACAUGAAACAAGUAUCAACGAUGCUACCCUUCAUCGAGUUUUCAACCCUCGAAGACGCCAUUAUUUUCCGAGAUAAAUCACAGAGAAUGCUAGAAAUAACUCUACGGGGUGACGCGCAACCCGUACCCCAGGAACGGACCAAAGCCCCCAAAGGAGUGCGAUCGUCGAUCCUUUUACCACCCAAACUAAAAGGCAGUUAUCCGGUGCUUUAUCAAGUUGCAGCCAUCGCAUCUAACAGCUUAGUUUUGGAAGCCAAGGAUUUCUUCGUCUUUAUGCCAGACCGCCGCGAACUGCACUGCAUCCUGUUAGACCAGUUCUCCUUCAACAUAGAGAACAACGCGUACGGUUACGACAAAACUUUAGUCUCAAUGAAGGACUUCGUAUGGGUCUACGAUGUUUCUCCCACCAUAACGGCACUGCGUUCCCCUGCACGAUGUCUUCAACUCGCUAGAGAACCGCGCACGGCAGCCCUCGAGAUCAAUUCCGCGUUCUUCUUCCGAGCGGCUAACUUCGCCUUCGUUACCCCAGCCGUCUGGUCGGAACGCCACAGCGCCGUCGUACUGGACCUCGCCCGUAGAGGCGAAUUUCUAGACACUGUUAACAACUUCAAGCUAGCCAUUGAGGGAGCAGGCGAAGCAGUAACAAUCACGAAGUCUCUGUGUAAGUUCGAGUGGCCGCAGGUCCAAGAAGACGAGAUCCUCUUCACUCAGAGUCGACGUCAAGUAUCCUGUGCAGUACGCUUCUCGGAACCCCCAGCAUCCCUGACGGCACGAGACUGGUUGUGCAGACAAGUGGAAUACUUCUUCCCCGCGUAUCCGGAUGAGGGCAUGGCUCCAUUGGCAGUUAUGAAGGCCGAGGAUGAUGAUGCCGAAUGGUUUUGCGACAGAACGGGACCGUUCAACAACCUGAUCGACAAACAUGACCAGGCCAUCAGACGGAUGGGCAAGGUCUACAGCAUGGCUUGUGCUGCUUUGGCCGCCUACACCACAAUGUACGACGACCACAGGACUCACAGAGUAACCGGCACCGUUCCAUCACUGACGUCCUAUCCUUUGCAAAUAGAGAUCACCCUGUCGGAUAUGUCGUCAGAAACCGGAUGGACAAAGCACCGACCUGUUUCCGUAUGGAUCAGAGGCGCGGGACGCUACACCAAGGUCGAAAUCGAAGAGGCCACAUUCUUACCAGAAAGCAGGCAAGUGCGGGUGGUUUUAUCAGCCUACACCCAGACUCACGACACCAUGGUACAAGCAGUACGAGAAGUCGGCCGCAUACUAGGAACCACUGCUUUUCUAGACCUAUAUGUCAAGCUCGCGCGAAUUCCAGAAAAGGCCAAUCCGGCAUUUGAGGCAAUAGCACGAAUGAGGAUUCACGAAGAUCUUCGAGAAGCGGGAGGAGACACUACACUCAUCGACCUCGCCUAUGGAGCGACCACUCUCGGAUGUAUGACGGAAGAAGAGGCAGCGCAAGUGGAAGAAGUCCCAGUCAUCGACACGGUCACAAUCCACGGUCGCCUUCUACACCUUACCAACGACCAACAAGAAGCCCUGGUACUAGGGAAUAGCAGAUACCCAUUAAUCGCGCUGCAAGCAGCCUUUGGAACUGGGAAAACAGUAGUCGGCGCUAGCAUAGCCAUAUAUCAGGCACAACAAGGGCAGAGGGUCAUCGUCACCGCCUCAACGAACACGGCCAUAGCGCAGUUCACAAACACCCUGCUAGGAUUUGCCCAAGCCAACGAUGUCGGAGUAGUCCGGUUUGUCGCCGAGACAAUAGCGUUUGACAUGGACGUCCCGUCAACACCAGUCGACCUCAACGAAGUUCUCAAACGCAUCGGCACAGUCUACGCACCUGUCCUUUCGCGCUCAGAAAGGGAAACGUGCAGACGCUUCGCAGAAGGCAGGAUACGAUACGAAAGAUACAAGCGCGAACGCCGCAUGGACCUUAGUGACCAGGAACGAGAAGAUUUCAUCAUGGCCGAGAGGUACGUAACCUACAACCUGCAGGAGAUGGUGGACAUAUUGUUCAAGCAUAUGAACCCAAAAAUCGUCUGCAUCACCACGGCAUCCCUGCUGAACACCACCGACAAAAAAGGCCUUUUCAGGGGAUACUUGGAUCGUUUCAAUCUCCUGAUCUGCGACGAAGCUUCGCAAGUCCCCGAACCUGUCUUCAUGGCGAUGGUAGCGCGGGUCCCGACGGCAAGGCAUAUCUACAUAGGAGACGUCCACCAACUGCAACUUUACGCCAAAUGCUCGCGCCUACACAAUCUGGCACACCUCGGCGCCCAAAGCAUCAUGGACGUCUUACAGAAGGCACGGGCGGUGCCAGUACGCAACCUCGUUACGACAUUCCGGGCCCAUCCCGACCUUAUCUCCCUACCAAACACCUUGUCCUACGAGGAAAGCCUUGUUAGCGGUGUAACCGCAGCCGACAGACAACUACUACUAAACAUCGUCGACUUCCCGAAUCCUCGUCUACCAUUCAUGUUCAUAAACAUCAACGGAGAGUCGGUCAAAGUCGUACACUCUCACUAUAAUGAGUUCGAGCAGAAAGUGUGCCAAUUCCUCGUCACUACCUUAAUCAGCAAGGGGAUCGCGUCAGCGGACAUCGUGAUAAUCUGUUUCUACAAAGAGCAACAGCGACGCCUUGCAGGAUUUGCCGCACGAUCAGGAGGGCUAAGAAAAGAAGAGAGCGUCGCAGUCGGAGAAGCUGAGAUGGAGCUGAUACGGCGCGGGCAACUUAAGGAGGCGAGAACGAACAAGAGAGGGGAUGCCACCAUCUGGAGCGGUACGCUCACCACCCGACGUCGACCUCUGCUGCUCAUCAUACCGAUUCACACCUUUCUCGUCAAUAAAUCUGAUCUUCCACUAUUCGCUUAUUUUCCUAAUAAAUAA
Messenger RNA from Cylicocyclus nassatus, 4308 nucleotides. The record is from the annotation of a GenBank genome assembly. Lineage: Eukaryota; Metazoa; Nematoda; Chromadorea; Rhabditida; Strongylidae.